UCACCGCGGUUUUCGAAAGAGAAAUGUGUACAAAGAUGUCACAACUUCAACAAAAGCUGCUUGCGGCGAAACAGCUAGUUCAAACUUGUCAGAAUGAAGACCUUCAUCUAUUGAAACUAAAACAAGAAUUUCUGGAUGGGGAAGAUUGCAUUGCACAGAAAAAGAGUCAGUAUUCCUUGUUGAAAUAUGGACUGGCAGAAGUGGAAGCAAAAGUAUCAUUCUUGAGAAAUUUGAAGGAAGAUCGUGAUGACUGGAGUCAUCCAGAUGAUGCAGAUAAACACCUAGAUGAUGUGACGUCAAGGCUGAAAGUGGCAAAGGAGAAGAAUUCAGACACUAAAGAGGAAAUAGCCCAGAUGACGGAGACUGCAGCAGAUGCGCUUGCAAAGCUUGACAGUAAAGUACAGGAAUUGAAGAACAAAAUAGAACAGCUGGAAAAUAGAAGAGCAGCACUAAAUGAAAAGAAAAAACAGGAAGGAACUAAGAAGAUGCACAGUAUGACUGAGAAAAAAGCACAGGAGGCCAAAUUAGCAGCCCUAGAAGAAUCCUGCCAGACACUUGGCAGGGUCAUAGCUCUAUCAACAGCAGAGCUGGAGAGGAUGAAAGUCAUUCAUGGGAAUCGCAAGAAACAGAGGGCACUGUUACAGGAAACGGUCACCUCAAGGAGGGAGACAUGUCGAUCUACGAAAAAGUCGAUGGUGAAGUGUCAUGAGCGUGCUCUGGACACACUGAGAGGCCUGAAUGCUUUCAAGAGGAUGCAGAUUCACUAUUACAACGGCUCUAAACUUGUGAUAGAAUUCCUGAGGGAUGGAGAACCUGACAUAAGGACAAGUGAACAGCCAGGCACCCACAAUAAUGGUCUUGUCCUGUGUUUGGAGCUGAAACAGCGAGAUGAUGAAUCAGUCCUGAUAACCAAUGCAAUGGUCACCCUGGAUAACUUCCCAAUUGAUGAACUCCUGGAGGCCCAAAGAAGCUGUCUGCCAGCCUUUGUACAUUCAGUUCAGGAGAAAUGGCAGGAGUAUUGUGCGGACACAAGUCCUAUGGACACAGUGUAGAAAGAAGUACUGGAUACCUGUUUACAGUUACAGUAUGACUUCGGAAAACUGCUCGCUUGUCUAUUUUUGCCAUAGGGGUAUAUCAACGUUUUGAACAGUAUUUUUUUUUUUCUGUGUCUUAUGAUGAUCCUGUUGACUUUCCUAAAUGUAAAUAAUGUACAGAUAAA
This is a messenger RNA of Liolophura sinensis, 1219 nucleotides long. RefSeq lists its product as uncharacterized. The record is from RefSeq and is a predicted model, not a curated record. The transcript is spliced from 9 exons. Bases 24 to 1052 code for a protein of 342 amino acids. Lineage: Eukaryota; Metazoa; Mollusca; Polyplacophora; Chitonida; Chitonidae.